Exophiala spinifera is the source of this 1011-nucleotide messenger RNA. Its product is annotated as 3-hydroxyisobutyrate dehydrogenase. Lineage: Eukaryota; Fungi; Ascomycota; Eurotiomycetes; Chaetothyriales; Herpotrichiellaceae. Bases 1 to 1011 code for a protein of 336 amino acids. Gene Ontology annotation, molecular function: 3-hydroxyisobutyrate dehydrogenase activity; NAD binding; NADP binding. The record is from RefSeq and is a predicted model, not a curated record. Gene Ontology annotation, biological process: L-valine catabolic process. The transcript has 3 exons. Gene Ontology annotation, cellular component: mitochondrion.
AUGAGUGCGAUUCUGGUGUCGACCGCUUUCAAGCGGACUACCUCACGACUUUCAUCAGCCACGAGGCACUUCUCGUGCUCUGCAAGCAGAGAUGCGUCUUGGGGGUUUAUCGGACUGGGUGCCAUGGGAUAUCCCAUGGCAAAGAACCUCCGAGCGAAAAUGCCACAAGGUGACACUCUGACGGUGUUCGAUGUCAACCAAGCAUCGUUGGACAGAUUUACGCAAGAGGCGGUGCCCGCUGGGGUCACAAUUGCAAAGAGUCCCCGAGAAGUGGUCGAGAAUGCCGAUACCAUUGUUUCCGCUCUGCCAGAACCUCGACACGUGAAAGGGGUUUUUGAGGAAGUGUUAGCAUCAGCCCUGCCCGCUGCGCCUACUCAGAGCUCCAGACUCUUCGUGGACUGCUCAACCAUCGACCCCACGACCUCGCGAGCUGUUGCAAAACUGGUACAAGACAAGGCAGGGGCCAAAUUCGUGGACGCCCCCAUGUCAGGCGGUGUGGUAGGAGCCAGUGCUGGCACUUUGACCUUCAUGGUGGGAGCCGAAAAGGAGGACAUGCCCAAGGUGACCGAAGUGUUACUUCUCAUGGGACGGAAGGUCUGGCACAUGGGACCUCAAGGCACCGGCCUCAGCGGCAAGCUAGCCAACAACUACGCAUUGGCUAUCAACAACAUUGCCUGUGCCGAGGCAAUGAACCUGGGAUUGAAGUGGGGGAUUGAAGGCAAGGCACUGGCUGAUCUCCUGAACUCGGCGACAGGGAGAAGCUGGCCUAGCGAAAUCAACAACCCAGUCCCGGGUGUGAUUGAGACAGCUCCCGCAAGUAAGGAUUACGCAGGAGGCUUUGGAGUCAGCCUCAUGAACAAGGACUUGCGCCUUGCCAUCUCAGCAGCGUCAGAAGCCGGCGCGAAACUGGUGCUCGCGCAGACGGCGAAGGAGGUCUACGACGAGACAGAGAAAGCACACAAGGGAAAGGAUUUCUCAGUCGUGUAUCGAUGGCUUGGUGGGAAGGAAUAG